This is a messenger RNA of Carassius carassius (crucian carp), 1986 nucleotides long. RefSeq names its product meprin A subunit beta-like. The record is from RefSeq and is a predicted model, not a curated record. Gene Ontology annotation, biological process: proteolysis. Gene Ontology annotation, cellular component: membrane. Gene Ontology annotation, molecular function: protein binding; zinc ion binding; metalloendopeptidase activity. The transcript is spliced from 14 exons. Lineage: Eukaryota; Metazoa; Chordata; Actinopteri; Cypriniformes; Cyprinidae. Bases 226 to 1959 code for a protein of 577 amino acids.
GUGAGACGAAUGAAGCUUAACUCUUGCUUCACAUUUUAACAAGCAAAGCCUCAUUUGUGACUGGAAACUGUGACAAUGCAUUUAUGUGCUUUUCUUCUGCUGAGCUUGGCUUUGGUUCUUCAUCAUCCAUCAGUAAGUUAGACAGUGGAGAACAUUUUAGACAAAUGGAAGAGCAUUGUGGAUAUAAACAAAGCAUCAGGUUUAAACCUCACGGAAGGAGACAUCAUGGAGUCUAGGCCAGGAAGUUCAAUUGAAGGGAAUCAGUCCUGGUGGGAUACUCCUGUGCCCUAUGAGCUGAGUGGAAAUCUCAGUAUGAACUAUAAAGGUGUCAUUCUGAGAGCCUUCGAGCAGUUCAGACUGAAAUCAUGUGUUGACUUUAAGCCCAGAGAAGCAGAAGAGUUUUACAUCUCUGCGGAGAGUCAUAAAGGGUGUUGGUCAUAUAUUGGACGCUCGUUUCCUGGAGGACAGACUCUUUCCAUCGGAAAGGACUGUGGAAGAAAAGGCAUUGUUGAGCACCAGUUUCUCCAUGCUCUGGGAUUGAACCAUGAACAUUUGAGAUAUGACAGAGAUGAUUACGUGACAAUCAAAUAUGAAAACAUCAGGAAAGGAUAUGAGAGUAAUUUCAAUAGACACAAUGAGAACGUGUCCACUACCCAAGAAACCCCAUAUGAUUAUUACUCUGUGAUGCAUUUUGAUAAAAAUGCCUUCAGCAAUGGUAACGGACCCACAAUUAUAACCAAAAGUCCUGAGAUCCAAGGCGUGAUCGGACAACUUAUGGAAAUGAGCGAGUAUGAUGCGAUGGAGCUCAACAAACUCUACAAAUGCAAUUCCUCCGUGUCUUUCCUCGAUCACUGUAGUUUUGAUGAUGAAUCUCUGUGUCAAAUGAGCAUCAGUUCUUCUGUUGAUGAUGGCUGGCGGAGAGUGAGGUCAGUGAGUGGCAUCAAUGUGACCGACCACACAUACUUGGGCAAAGAACAGAACGGGACAUCUUUCUUCAUGCACUUCAGCACUGAGGACAGAAACGAGGGCGACGCAGCCAGAUUGGAGAGCAAGACAGUGACCCCUACAAGAGACUGCAAAGUUCAGUGCCUGCAGUUCUACUACUAUCACAGCGGUCAUGAGUCUGACCAGCUCAACAUCUGGAUCCGAGGGCAGCAGAAUCAAGCAGACUGCAGAGGAGCUCUCAGACUCAUGGAUCAUAUCACAGAAACCCCUGGUAAUUACUGGAAGCUGCAUCAUGUGCCAAUGAAUGCAAAUACAUCUUUCCAAGUUGUGUUUGAAGCACGUAAAGGAGCUGGAAGCUCCAGUGGGGGCUUCUCACUAGACGAUAUCAAUAUUUCAGAGACUGAGUGUCCCUUCAUAUGGCAGAUUAGAGACUUUGAGAAGAAACUAAACAGUGGGUUGAGCAUUUGGAGUCCACUGUAUUACUCCAAUGAUGGAUACCGCUUUGCGGCUCAGUUAUCUUUGUUCAGGAAUCCAAUUUCAAUAAAUGUUUAUCUGGUAUCUGGUGCAUAUGAUGAGCAACUGCAGUGGCCUUGUCCAUGGAGACAAAUCACCGUCCAGAUCCUGGACCAGAAUCCACACAUCCAGAAGCGCAUGUCCUUUGAGCAGAGCAUCACCACUGACCCUGAUUUGACUUAUGAUGAUGGUGGUUAUCACUGGGAAAAACCUCAAUACACUAGAUUUGGAUUUCAAAUCAACAUCAGUGGUGAGUUUGUAUUUUUGGCUGGACCUGCUCAUGUUGUGCUCUUAACAAAAGAAGAUCUCACUAGAAGAGAGUUUAUCAAGGGUGGAGACCUCAUAUUGCUCUUCACCAUGCAAGAUAUCUCAGCACUGCUUCAGAAUGCCUCUCUACCCUGCUCUAAAGUAACUGUGAAGAACUUCAACGUUUCUAAGAGUUGCUCAAACGCCGAUUUCGACAACUACAAUUCCCACUACAGCUACAGCAGAGCACACUGAGGGCUAAGACUACAAAACCAGUUAAAC